Tachysurus fulvidraco (yellow catfish) is the source of this 4379-nucleotide messenger RNA. It is a transcript of the gene lonrf1, whose product is annotated as LON peptidase N-terminal domain and ring finger 1, like. NCBI's taxonomy places the organism in Eukaryota, Metazoa, Chordata, Actinopteri, Siluriformes, Bagridae. The coding region runs from base 154 to 2280 and encodes 708 amino acids. Gene Ontology annotation, molecular function: protein binding. The record is from RefSeq and is a predicted model, not a curated record. The transcript has 12 exons.
GUGUGUUUUUAUGUAACACGCUGGCACGCGCAAUUAAGGUUCUCCUUAUAGCAGUGUGUGUUUUAGCUCCGUGACGUUUAACACGACUUUUGUAGGAGAACCUUAAUUUAUGUCGUCUUCUUUAUUAACUAGUAGAGAAAUAAAGGGGAAAAGAUGUCGAUCCGAGAGCCGGAGCAGAACUGUGUGUCCUCAGGGGACGGAGGCGGCUUCUUCAUCCCGUCCGACAACGAGGGGGACUGGGCUGAGGACCGGCACCGGGGGGACCACCGGGACUCCAGCCGCCUCACCGGGGCGCUGGGCUGCUUGUUCAUGCCGUCCGACACCGACAGGGACUCGGACAGGGACCGGGACUCCCGUCGCCUCACCGGGGCGCUGGGCGGCUUGUUCAGAGCCGUGAGGUGUGAGUCCGAGCCCGUGAGACCCGAACACAUCAGCACGUUAGUGGGAAUCAUCGUGCACAGUUUUAGACAGAGGGACCGCUGUGUUACACACCGCGAGCAGGACGGAGAACUGGACUGUCCCGGAUGUAGCCGCUUCAUGGCGGAACCGGUCACUGCGGCGUGCGGACACUCGUAUUGUAGGAGCUGCUUACAGCAAACAUCUCUGUCUAAGUGUAAAACGUGCCGUGAGGAGCUCGGGGACAAACACGUGCUGCGUGUUAACGUGCUGCUGUGUGGACUUUUACACAAAUGGUUUCCGGAUGAAGUCCAGAAGAGCAGGAGGAUGUGUGAGGUGCAGGAGCUGCUGAGGAGUAAACAGCUCACACAGGCGGCUACGUUAGCAUCACAGCUACUACAGUCCGACCCCAGUAAUGUCAGACUGCGAGUGUGUCGUGCUGAAGUGUAUCGUUGUUUGCAGCUCUAUCAUCAUGCUCUGGAAGACCUGGACAUGUGUGUGAGCGUCGCUCCGUCCGUCGAGGUGGUGUUCUGUAAAGCUAAGCUGUUGAAGGAAAUGGGUCGAGUGGACGAGUCUGUAAAACUUUGCCUUCAGUGUCUCUGUUUGGAUCAGGACUUCCAGGAAGCCAGACAGGAAGUGGAAAACAUCCUGUGUGAUCUCCUGGUUCCAACGUGUGAGAGUGUGCAGAAGCUCGAGGAGUGUUCCGAGCCCUCGGGUCUAACCCGAGCUCAGUCUUUACGGGUUCACAUGGUGGGUGGAGCCAGAGGGGAAGGACUGAAGAGGGUUAGCUCCGCCCCUCAGUUGGGGGAAAAGAGUGCAAUGCUGAAGAGGAAACUGUCAGGAUUGGAGGUGGGGUCUGAAGUGGUGGGAAACAGUGACACCAAACAUAAAAAACAUGGAGUGGGCACUGCAGCAUCAGUGUGUAGUGAUGAAGAUAAACUCCACCUCAGUGUACCGAGAGAUCUGCUUGACCCCAGUGACUUUGAGUGCUCACUGUGCAUGAGACUGUUCUAUGAGCCGGUGACGACGCCGUGUGGACAUUCCUUCUGUAAGAACUGCCUGCAAAGGAGUUUAGAUCACAGCCCUCAGUGUCCCCUGUGUAAAGAGAGCCUCAGGCUGUACUUGGCCUCUCGGAGGUUCUCCAUCACAAGUGUGCUUGAUGACAUGAUUAAACGUUACCUGUCUGAGGAGCAUGCUGGGAGACAGAAGAUCCACAAUGAUGAAACCAAAGAGCUCUCAGAUUUAGAGAAUAAUGUACCUAUCUUCGUGUGUACGAUGGCGUACCCCACGGUCCCCUGCCCGCUGCACGUGUUCGAGCCUCGGUACCGCCUCAUGAUCCGCCGCUGCAUGGAGACAGGAACUCGCCAGUUUGGCAUGUGCAUCAGCGACACACACAAAGGGUUUGCAGAUUUUGGCUGCAUGCUGCACAUCCGUAAUGUGCACUUUCUCCCAGACGGACGCUCGGUGGUCGACACGUUUGGGGGGAAACGGUUCCAUGUAAUUACACGCAGCAUGAGGGACGGCUACUACAUCGCUAACAUCGAGUACCUGCAGGACCAGAGAGUGGAGGGAAAGGAAGAGCUGCAGCUGCAGGAUCUCUACGAUCAGGUGUAUAAUCAGGCAGGUGUGUGGUUCCACAGUCUGGAGAACCGAUUCAGGAACCAAAUACUGCAGCACUUUGGGCCGAUGCCUGAGAAAGAGAUGGAUAUACAGUCCAGCCCUAAUGGUCCAGCUUGUUGUUGGUGGUUAUUAGCAGUUCUCCCAGUGGAUCCUCGUUAUCAGCUCUCGGUCCUAUCCAUGACGACACUCAGAGAACGUCUGGUUAAGAUCCAGCACAUCCUUGCGUACUUGCAGAACACUCAACAUGAGCAGAACACACAGUGAGACACAGUGUGUGUUUCCUUCUGCCCUGAUGCAGUGGUAACAUUGUGUGAUCUAAUAUUAGCACAAGACAGUAUUCUCACACACACACUCACACACACACACACACGCACAAAUACUGUGAGCGUAUGUACUGAAUGAAGCAAAUCCCAAAUGCUGAUUUUUAUUUUUUUUUUGUCUUAUUUGUAAUCAAACAAAAGUGAGUUUAGCUUUAAACCUUAAAACUCUGAGAAAUAAAAGUCAGACUGAAUUAGAUGGAGAUACAGAAACAUGUCCGAGCCUGAACGCGACCAUAACCUCGUCACCAACACCAGUUCUAAGGAGCACACCAUCUGCUCUAGAAUUAUUGGCACCCUUGGUGGGAUUCUAAAACAAUUAGACUUUAGCUAAUCUACCUGAAGUAUAGUGGACUAGAGAUCUUGCACCUGAGUGUUCGUGACAAUGACUAUAUAAGGUGACCCCCCCCCCCCCACACACACACACACACACACACAAUUCUUCUACAUGAGGAAGAUGUAACUACAGUGCCAAUACAUCUGGAGCCGAGUGUGUGGUCAGGUAUGAAGUAGUGUUAGUUCAUCAGGUUUACUGCGACAUGCUAACAACAACAACAACAACAAAAAUAAUCAUCUAAUUAAAACUCCAGAACUGUAUUUAUCACUACAGCUCACAACAACCUCCUGGAUGUGUGCUGAUCACAUCUUUAGUGUUAAUGUGUGGGACAUGAACACACAUUAACACAAACUUCAUGUCCUGAGAUUAGCACCUUGUAGACUCACUAAGAGUGUUUGGCGGUUUCUAUACUGUACGAAUGCAGUUACAGAGACUUCAUUUCACGGACGCAUUUUAUCUGCUGGUAUACCGGUCAGGUCUGAUCUCUCUCUCUCUGUCUCUCUCUCUCCGAGUCAUCGUCAUCAUCAUCACCUUUCAUACCACAGAAGAAACACUGAGCUAACAGCAGUGCGAUCUCGAACAUCAACAUGACCCAGGUUCAUAAAAUAAAAAUAAAAACUUCAGCCUUAAUUUUAGAAGAAGAAUCGAACAGCACGUGAACACUGAAUCAGUCAUUUUACUGUCCAGUUAAACACCACAUACAAACUGCCUUACUACAGGCCCAGAGCCUUCCCGAUAAAGCUGGAAGCGUCUGAUCUGUAAUCAGUGUGUUAGUAUAAAUCCUGAGCUUCACUUCCACCGGUUUCAUGUUUGUGCUCUAAUCUCUUUGGCACGUACGAGUCCGAGCUCAGAGCUCAUGUGCCGAUCAUCAGUUCUCCAGCACACAGUCUGACCUGAACACAGCAAGGCACCGAAAUGCACAGACACCACAAAGGGUUAAAGGGAGAGAGUACAGAAGUCUUCCAAGCCUUAUAGAGCAGUGGGGGCGAGUGAGGCACACUGGGGUAACACUGGGGUAACAGACCCUUACACAACACUUCAGUUUAUUUGUCUGAAUAAAUCCUAAAAAUAAAAAAAAACCCACAAGGAAAUUUAGAGUGUUGGUAAAUCGAAACGUCCCACAUUUUCUGGUCAUGCUAUAUAUUUACUUAUGUUUAUUUAAUUACAUCUUUCAUUUAAUAAAAUUACAAUUAAAUUAUUUUUUUAAAUGUGUUAAAUAAUAGUUAACAAUUGUAAUUAUCAGUUGUAACAUUCUUAAUUGUUAACUACGUGUAUUAUCAUCUAAGAUCUUUGCCGUAAAAUACGAACACUGGUAGUAAACGUGGUCCGUCAAUCGCGUACAACGUGACCGAACGAUUUUGUAGCCGAAACGUCAUCUAGUUACGUUGCGAUGAGAGCCACGUGUCCGUGUGUGUCUGCUCAGAGGACAGACUUCCACAUCCAACUCUUCUCAUCUCGUGGUGUUUGUUAGUGUUCUCAUUCGUACGUGAGAGGGACGUGAAAAAAAUCCACGACAAACAAACAGCCGGAACCAAACGAGAAGCUCCGCUUUGGUCGUUCUGGAUGUUCGUGUUGUUCCGAGUGGAAGUUUGUGGUGAUGAGAUGAGAGCAGGAGAGGAAGACUGUUGUGCUGAAGAAGAGUUUGCGUAUUUUCCACACCGUGCAGAUGCACUAACACUUUUUGCCUUAUUAAAACCAUUUAGCAUUUU